Pongo pygmaeus (Bornean orangutan) is the source of this 1768-nucleotide messenger RNA. RefSeq names its product glycine receptor alpha 2 (gene GLRA2). The transcript has 9 exons. Gene Ontology annotation, biological process: chloride transport; monoatomic ion transmembrane transport. Gene Ontology annotation, molecular function: glycine binding; transmembrane signaling receptor activity; transmitter-gated monoatomic ion channel activity. The coding region runs from base 342 to 1700 and encodes 452 amino acids. Lineage: Eukaryota; Metazoa; Chordata; Mammalia; Primates; Hominidae. Gene Ontology annotation, cellular component: postsynaptic membrane; plasma membrane. The record is from RefSeq and is a predicted model, not a curated record.
UCUAGCAUGGCAUUGUCACCAACUCCCUUUGCAUGGUGAUGCGAUUAAGGUAGCAGCAUUUUUAUUAUUCCGGAAAAGCAGCUGGGGGAUUCAUCAGUUCUGAGGCUUUGUCUUUCUGGGUUAACUGAUGGUCCCAAGCCUCGGUUUGACCUGACCAUGAUGCCCAGGACUGGCACUUUUUCUUUUUUCUCAGCAAACUGUACAAAACCAAAUCUCUUUUUGAUUUUCAAGGAAACUAGGUUCCUGCCAAAUUUUGAAUCUGGACAAUAAAUAGACACUUUGUCCUAGCAUCUUUCUGGAAUCAUUUCGGGAUAUUUUCCACAAGCAACACAGAAACAGGAAUGAACCGGCAGCUAGUGAACAUUUUGACAGCCUUGUUUGCAUUUUUCUUAGAGACAAACCACUUCAGGACGGCUUUCUGCAAAGACCAUGACUCCAGGUCUGGAAAACAACCUUCACAGACCCUAUCUCCUUCAGAUUUCUUGGACAAGUUAAUGGGAAGGACAUCAGGAUAUGAUGCAAGAAUCAGGCCAAAUUUUAAAGGUCCUCCAGUAAACGUUACUUGCAAUAUUUUUAUCAACAGUUUUGGAUCAGUCACAGAAACGACCAUGGACUACCGAGUGAAUAUUUUUCUGAGACAACAGUGGAAUGAUUCACGGCUGGCGUACAGUGAGUACCCAGAUGACUCCCUGGACUUGGACCCAUCUAUGCUAGACUCCAUUUGGAAACCAGAUUUGUUCUUUGCCAAUGAGAAGGGUGCCAACUUCCACGAUGUCACCACUGACAACAAAUUGCUACGGAUUUCGAAAAAUGGCAAAGUGCUCUACAGUAUCAGACUCACCUUGACCUUAUCCUGUCCCAUGGACUUGAAGAACUUUCCGAUGGAUGUCCAGACCUGUACAAUGCAGCUGGAGAGUUUUGGGUACACGAUGAAUGACCUGAUAUUUGAGUGGUUAAGUGAUGGUCCAGUGCAAGUUGCUGAAGGAUUGACCCUGCCCCAGUUUAUUUUGAAAGAAGAGAAGGAACUUGGCUACUGUACAAAGCACUACAACACUGGAAAGUUUACCUGCAUUGAGGUCAAGUUUCAUCUGGAACGCCAAAUGGGAUAUUAUUUGAUCCAGAUGUACAUCCCAAGCCUGCUUAUAGUAAUUUUGUCCUGGGUUUCCUUUUGGAUAAACAUGGAUGCAGCCCCUGCCAGGGUCGCACUGGGCAUCACCACAGUCUUAACGAUGACCACCCAGAGUUCAGGCUCCAGGGCAUCUCUGCCAAAGGUGUCCUAUGUAAAAGCGAUUGACAUCUGGAUGGCGGUGUGCCUUCUGUUUGUGUUUGCUGCCUUACUGGAAUACGCAGCGGUGAACUUUGUCUCCAGGCAACACAAGGAGUUCCUGCGCCUCCGAAGAAGACAGAAGAGGCAGAAUAAGGAAGAAGACGUUACUCGUGAAAGUCGUUUUAAUUUUAGCGGUUAUGGGAUGGGUCACUGCCUCCAAGUGAAAGAUGGAACAGCUGUCAAGGCCACACCUGCCAACCCACUCCCACAACCGCCAAAAGAUGCAGAUGCUAUCAAGAAGAAGUUUGUGGACCGGGCAAAAAGGAUUGACACGAUAUCUCGAGCUGCCUUCCCAUUGGCCUUCCUCAUUUUCAACAUCUUUUACUGGAUCACAUACAAGAUCAUUCGGCAUGAAGAUGUCCACAAGAAAUAGAUGUGCCCUACAGACCCUGGGACCUUCUUGCCUCAGUGUUGUGCUUGUAAAUACACAGUGAAAUUGUC